UAUAAAAUCUAUAAUAAGAAAUAAAACAUUACAUAACUGCUGAUUCCUCUAUUUAACAUUCAUUCUCUCUUUUCAAUUCUAUACAUCAUUCCUUUUGUUGUUGAUUUCUUGAACUUGGAUUUGCUUUUCUGUUUGUUUCCCGAGAAACCAAACAACGAGAAAGAAAAAACCAGCAAAUUUAGUUGAAGAAUUGAGUAAGUACAUUAUCGCGAAUCGGAGCUCUUAAGUUAAGGCUCUUCGUAGUCUUAUGAAGAGCAAAUAGUGAAGAUUUUGUUGCUAAGUGAAACAACAGAUCAACAUGUCUUCACCGAGUAAAGCUGACAGGAAGGCAACUCUUGAUGCCGCUUCCUGGAUGUUUAAUGUUGUCACUUCUGUGGGAAUAAUCAUUGUCAAUAAAGCUUUGAUGGCUACCUAUGGUUUUAGUUUUGCUACAACGUUAACAGGCCUGCAUUUUGCCACGACUACCUUGUUAACCUUUGCUCUUCGGUGGUUGGGAUAUAUUCAGACAUCUCAUCUACCAUUUUCUGAGCUUGUGAAGUUUGUUAUAUUUGCUAACUUUUCUAUUGUUGGAAUGAAUGUGAGUUUGAUGUGGAAUUCAGUUGGAUUUUAUCAGAUUGCAAAGCUGAGUAUGAUCCCAGUAUCUUGUUUUCUCGAAGUUGUCUUGGACAACGUGCGGUAUUCGAGGGACACAAAGCUCAGUAUAACAGUAGUUCUCCUUGGUGUUGCAGUCUGUACUGUUACAGAUGUGAGUGUCAAUACCAAAGGAUUUGUAGCUGCAAUCGUGGCGAUUUGGAGCACCUCAUUGCAGCAAUAUUAUGUACAUUAUCUUCAACGGAAGUAUUCUUUAGGAUCUUUCAACUUAUUGGGGCACACUGCUCCAGCUCAAGCUGCAUCUCUGCUGGUAGUAGGACCCUUUUUGGACUAUUGGUUAACAAAUAAAAGAGUUGAUGCCUAUCCAUAUAGUUUAAUAUCUGUGGUGUUCAUAGUAGUAUCAUGCAGUAUAGCAGUAGGGACAAAUCUGAGCCAAUUUAUCUGUAUCGGUCGGUUUACUGCAGUGUCAUUCCAAGUGCUCGGGCAUAUGAAAACGAUUUUGGUGCUGAUCUUAGGAUUUAUAUUCUUUGGGAAAGAAGGUCUGAAUGUUCAAGUAAUCGUAGGCAUGAUCAUUGCAGUAGCUGGAAUGAUCUGGUAUGGUAAUGCCUCAUCAAAGCCAGGCGGGAAAGAGCGUCGGAGUCUUUCAAUGAAUGGUAAUAAAGCGCAAAAACACGACGGCUUAUCAAAAUCCAGCGAGGCGGAUGAUAAGGUCUAGGUUUCAGAUCAAAAAGGAAAUGAAUUGAGCAUUAGAUCAGCUGAUAUCAGGAACCCCAGCUAUUUUUAUUUAUUUUUCCACAAUAGAUAAUUUUCUUCUUUAAUUUGUUCAGCUAAAGGAUGUGAUGCUAUUGAGUGAGAUGCAAGUUAUAAAAUAAACAUCACGUUUCCAGUC
This is a messenger RNA of Mercurialis annua (annual mercury), 1480 nucleotides long. RefSeq names its product UDP-rhamnose/UDP-galactose transporter 6. The transcript has 6 exons. Bases 299 to 1306 code for a protein of 335 amino acids. Gene Ontology annotation, molecular function: UDP-galactose transmembrane transporter activity; antiporter activity. Gene Ontology annotation, cellular component: Golgi apparatus. Lineage: Eukaryota; Viridiplantae; Streptophyta; Magnoliopsida; Malpighiales; Euphorbiaceae. The record is from RefSeq and is a predicted model, not a curated record.